AUGUGGCGCAGAUAUGGGAAAAUAUUGACACGGCUGACCCCGGCUUUACUGAUUACAGAAGCUAACAGCCCCCAGCUGUUUCGCGAUGCUAGCAGCUCCGUGCGCAAGAUCACAAACCACAGGGACAAACAGAGACUACAGUGCAUUGUGCUCAUCACCUCCUCCAUCACCUCCUCCAUCACCUCCUCCAUCACCUCCUCAUCACCUCCUCCAUCACCUCCUCCAUCACCUCCUCCAUCACCUCCUCCAUCACCUCCUCCAUCACCUCCUCCAUCACCUCCUCAUCACCUCCUCCAUCACCUCCUCAUCACCUCCUCCAUCACCCUCCUCAUCACCUCCUCCAUCACCUCCUCCAUCACCUCCUCAUCACCUCCUCCAUCACCUCCUCCAUCACCUCCUCCAUCACCUCCUCCAUCACCUCCUCCAUCACCUCCUCCAUCACCUCCUCCACCUCCCCAUCACCUCCUCCAUCACCUCCUCCAUCACCUCCCCAUCACCUCCUCAUCACCUCCUCCAUCACCUUCUCCAUCACCUCCUCAUCACCUCCUCCAUCACCUCCUCAUCACCUCCUCCAUCACCUCAUCACCUCCUCCAUCACCUCAUCACCUCCUCCAUCACCUCCUCAUCAUCUCCUCCAUCACCUCCUCCAUCCACCUCCUCAUCACCUCCUCCAUCACCUCCUCCAUCACCUCCUCCAUCACCUCCUCAUCACCUCCUCCAUCACCUCAUCACCUCCUCCAUCACCUCCUCCAUCACCUCCUCAUCACCUCCUCCAUCACCUUCUCCAUCACCUCCUCAUCACCUCCUCCAUCACCUCCUCCAUCACCUCCUCCAUCACCUCCUCAUCACCUCCUCCAUCACCUCAUCACCUCCUCCAUCACCUCCUCCAUCACCUCCUCCAUCAUCACCUCCUCAUCACCUCCUCCAUCACCUCCUCAUCACCUCCUCCAUCACCUCCUCCAUCACCUCCUCCAUCACCUCCUCCAGCACCUCCUCCAUCACCUCCUCCAUCCCCUCCUCCCUCUCCUCCUCCAUCACCUCCUCCAUCACCUCCUCAAUCACCUCCUCCAUCCCCUCCUCCAUCACCUCCUCCAUCACCUCCUUCAUCACCUCCUCCAUCACCUCCUCAUCACCUCCUCCAUCACCUCCUCCAUCACCUCCUCCAUCACCUCCUCCAUCACCUCCUUCAUCACCUCCUCCAUCACCUCCUCCAUCACUUCCUCCAUCACCUCCUCCAUCACCUCCUUCAUCACCUCCUCCAUCACCUCCUCCAUCACCUCCUCCAUCACCUCCUCCAUCACCUCCUCAUCACCUCCUCAUCACCUCCUCCAUCACCUCCUCCAUCACCUCCACCAUCACCUCCUCCAUCACCUCCUCCAUCACCUCCUCCAUCACCUCCACCAUCACCUCCUCCAUCACCUCCUCAUCACCUCCUCCAUCACCUCCUCCAUCACCUCCUCCAUCACCUCCACCAUCACCUCCUCCAUCACCUCCUCCAUCACCUCCUCCAUCACCUCCUCCAUCACCUCCUCCAUCACCUCCUCCAUCACCUCCACCAUCACCUCCUCCAUCACCUCCUCAUCACCUCCUCCAUCACCUCCUCCAUCACCUCCUCCAUCACCUCCACCAUCACCUCCUCCAUCACCUCCUCAUCACCUCCUCCAUCACCUCCUCCAUCACCUCCUCCAUCACCUCCUCCAUCACCUCCACCAUCACCUCCUCCAUCACCUCCUCAUCACCUCCUCCAUCCCCCUCCUCCAUCACCUCCUCCAUCACCUCCUUCAUCACCUCCUCCAUCACCUCCUCCAUCACCUCCUCAUCACCUCCUCCAUCACCUCCUCCAUCACCUCCUCCAUCACCUCCUCCAUCACUCCUCCAUCACCUCCUUCAUCACCUCCUCCAUCACCUCCUCCAUCACUUCCUCCAUCACCUCCUCCAUCACCUCCUCCAUCACCUCCUCCAUCACCUCCUCCAUCACCUCCUCCAUCACCUCCUCCAGCACCUCCUCCAUCACCUCCUCCAUCCCCUCCUCCCUCUCCUCCUCCAUCACCUCCUCCAUCACCUCCUCAAUCACCUCCUCCAUCCCCUCCUCCAUCACCUCCUCCAUCACCUCCUUCAUCACCUCCUCCAUCACCUCCUCCAUCACCUCCUCAUCACCUCCUCCAUCACCUCCUCCAUCACCUCCUCCAUCACCUCCUCCAUCACCUCCUUCAUCACCUCCUCCAUCACCUCCUCCAUCACUUCCUCCAUCACCUCCUCCAUCACCUCCUUCAUCACCUCCUCCAUCACCUCCUCCAUCACCUCCUCCAUCACCUCCUCCAUCACCUCCUCAUCACCUCCUCAUCACCUCCUCCAUCACCUCCUCCAUCACCUCCUCCAUCCCCUCCUCCAUCACCUCCUCCAUCACCUCCUCCAUCACCUCCACCAUCCACCUCCUCCAUCACCUCCUCCAUCACCUCCUCCAUCACCUCCUCCAUCACCUCCUCCAUCACCUCCACCAUCACCUCCUCCAUCACCUCCUCAUCACCUCCUCCAUCACCUCCUCCAUCACCUCCUCCAUCACCUCCACCAUCACCUCCUCCAUCACCUCCUCAUCACCUCCUCCAUCACCUCCACCAUCACCUCCUCCAUCACCUCCUCAUCACCUCCUCCAUCACCUCCUCCAUCACCUCCUCCAUCACCUCCUCCAUCACCUCCACCAUCACCUCCUCCAUCACCUCCUCCAUCACCUCCUCCAUCACCUCCUCCAUCACCUCCUCCAUCACCGUGUGGUUCGCUGGAGCCACAGUCAGGGACAAACAGAGACUACAGUGCAUUGUGCGCUCUGCAGAGGAAGUGAUCGGCCGCAGCCUUCCAUCGCUGCAGGACCUGGCUUCAGGGUCCAUGCAUCUCUCCCUCUAA
Molecule: messenger RNA, 2901 nt
Organism: Knipowitschia caucasica
Lineage: Eukaryota; Metazoa; Chordata; Actinopteri; Gobiiformes; Gobiidae
Source: the annotation of a GenBank genome assembly